Molecule: messenger RNA, 462 nt
Organism: Trichoderma harzianum CBS 226.95
Lineage: Eukaryota; Fungi; Ascomycota; Sordariomycetes; Hypocreales; Hypocreaceae
Exons: 1
Biological process (GO): vacuolar proton-transporting V-type ATPase complex assembly
Cellular component (GO): extrinsic component of endoplasmic reticulum membrane; Vma12-Vma22 assembly complex
Source: RefSeq, a predicted model, not a curated record
AUGGAGCAGCAACACAUCGACUCGCUCUUGGAGCGCUAUCUAAACCUAAUAGACGAAUACUCGCGCCUGCGAGAGGAACUAUCGAAGCUUCAGGCGGGCGUGUUUCAGAACAUUGCCAGAGCCAACUUUACUGGCGAGCGGGGCAUGAGAUAUGGCCAGGACCACUAUGACGAGAGGAUGCGUGCAUUAAGAGUGUUGGAUAUUGCGCCUGGAGGAGACGAUGUACCUAUUUUCACAAUCAAGAGCUUAAAAUCUUCGGCGGAUGACGAAGGUCAGAGAGAGGAUGAGAAACGUGAGGACAGUUCUGAUGGAGACAAGGCGGACACCCAAGAAAAUUCCGAAGCCAAUCCUAAGGAAGAACAGAACCCCGAGGACCAAGGCGAAGAGAAAGAGAAGGAGGAAGAGAUAAAGACAAAGAAGGCGACCAACAAUCCUCUGCGCUGGUUCGGCAUCUUGGCUCCC